AACACUGAUUGCCACUUUUUUUGACCUUGGCAAUACUGCAUUCAAAUGUCAAUGUCAGGUUUACUGCAGAAGUGUCGUGUGAGUGCGUAUUGUGGUGUUUUAAAGUUAAGAAAUUCUCUAAGGCCGAUACACACGUACAAAAUGGCUGAUAAAUCUACGGACUAUUCAACGGCCAAUGGUUUUGAGAGUAAAACUCCUUUCCUGAUCGGCGUGGCUGGUGGUACAGCCAGCGGCAAGUCAACAGUAUGCCAGCGCAUCAUGGAGAAGCUUGGUCAGCAGCACAAAGAGCAGACGGAACGCCGCGUCGUCUGCAUCAGCCAGGACUCCUUCUACCGCACCCUCACCCCCUCAGAGAGGCUCCGGGCUGAACGGGGACAGUUCAACUUUGAUCACCCCGAUGCUUUUGAUGAUAAGAAGCUGCUGGCUAUUCUGAAGGAUAUACUGGCCGGAAAAAAGGUUGAGGUUCCGGAGUAUGAUUAUAUCACUAACUCUAUUAGCCCCCACCGCUCGCACACCAUCUACCCAGCUGACGUAGUGCUGAUUGAAGGCAUCCUCGUGUUCUACUUCCCUGAGGUCCGCGAACUCUUCCACAUGAAGCUCUUCGUCGAUACUGACUCCGACACCAGGCUGGCUAGGAGAGUGCCCCGCGACAUAAUGGAGCGCGGUCGUGAUCUGGAGCAGGUGCUCAACCAGUACAUGAACUUCGUCAAGCCUGCCUUCGAGGAGUUCUGCUUGCCGACCAAGAAGUUUGCUGACGUCAUCAUUCCCAGGGGUGCUGAUAAUCUGGUGGCUAUUGACUUAAUCGUGCACCAUAUUUGGGAUAUCAUGUAUAAGAAGAGGGCGUCGCCUCCGAAGGUCGUGAAUGGAUGCAAUGGACACCAGGAGGUGGAUGAGACCAAUGGCAGGCGGAUGUCUGGCAGUUCCGAAGACACUCUCAGCCGAUAGUGCUAGGAGAACACGGUUUGUGACUUUGUUAAGUACUCGUCAGUUUGAUUAAAAGCUGAAUACUGAAAUGCCACUCAAUUUUUGAGGACUGCUUAAACAUCAUUCUGUAUCUGUAUCACUUAGGAAAAUUUUUGCGACAAAAUGUUUUAAGUAGAACUUAAAAUCAAGUAACAAUUGAGUUUAAUUACUUAAAUGUCGCUUAAGUUUAAGUUUUGUGAAGUGAAAGUUGAAAAAUUGAGUGACAUUUCAGUAUUCAGCUGUUCAAAAAAACUUUAUUUUUCUUUGACAUGCUGUGCCCUAGUUGGUUGAGUAUUACAUAAAAGUUUCUUUUAUAUUCAGGAAUAGAUAAAAUAGAUACCAUACCAAGUUAUUGACUAGAUAAAAAACAUUAAUUUUCCUGACGCUAAUGAUUAAUGAUUUUAAUUUCUAUGUAACGAGUACUUAGAUAUAACAAAGUGACAGCCGAGCUCCGGCCUCCGAGCGUAUGUCCCAGUAGUUCACACAACUUGAGUUGUAAACUUGUAACCGAUUCUAUUGAUUGUAGCACACGACUUAUCUUCAAUAACUAAAUAUGUAAUAAUAAAGCUUUAUUUAAUUCCACAUUAGUAAAAUUUACACAAUCAAAUGAUUUUUGGCAUGAUUCCGUUUACUUAACCAAUUCUUACGAAUGAUAAACUUCAGAACUAAAUAUGUAGGUAAAUACCUAUUUAUACAGAUUCAAAAUAUGCUAAAGUAGCUUCUUCUUUGAAAAAAGGUUUGUAUUUCUCUUGUCUCUGAAAUUUUGGUUUAUUUUUAUGCCAUUUACGUUCCUAAUGUGACUAAUAAUAAUGAUGUUUGGUUAACAAAAUUUUAUUUAAAAACGUCAUUAUAAAGCUAUUUCAAAAUAAGUGCUGUUAUUUACAUAAUUGACGAAGUAAGAUGGUCACAAUCAUUUCAGUUUUUAUUUUCGAUUAUUUUUUUAAGAUAUCUUGUGUGCUGCAAUAAAGGUAUUUCUCCAAUAUCCAUGUGUAAGUAAUGUUAUAGUUAAGGUCCAUUAUUGUUUAUUAUAAGGCUGAAGCUUUUCAAAGCAUAUAGUUUAAGUAUAUUCGUACAGCGUGUUCACAAUAUGUCAGUAGUUAUGGGGAUAUAGAAAUGUUUUAUUUUUUAAGUUCUGUUUCAUAGUUCUAAAUUUGUAUGCCCCAAAAACCUAAAGAGAUGGUUUGGGAUUGUUGGAUAAGCCACGUGAACCUUAAAUGUGGUCACCUAAUGUCUCGAAGACUACGUAAUUUUUUUUUUUCAGUUAUAGUAGUGGUAAUAGUGUAGUUAGCCGACUUUUUUUUUCUAACUACUCCAAAAAUCAUCAAGUAACCCCUCCCGCUGUGGGUUAGCAGCGGUGAGGGAGUGUCAGACUCUGACUGACUAAAUACCGUCGUGUUCCGUCGUAGGCCUUUUAUGUACCGGGGCCGCGGUAUCUCUUUCGAACAAUUCCGCAGCCCCGUAGUUAUUAGAUAAUCUUCCUAUUGCAAAACAAAUGUUUUCGAAUAGCCAAUUAUCUUGCACAAUAGAUUCAAAGUUUUACCUUAAAUAUUUUUAUAUCUCCAUAGAAAUAUUUUUAAUAGUUGUCCAGAACGCUACACAGGGUUACAAAUGUAUACUUUGUAACAAUUGCCCCAACAUUGGUCGCCAAUAUAUCAUACAAAUUGUUAGAUAAACCAAUAUUUGUUAUUUGGACAAACAUUUUUACCAUUUCCUUUAUAUAUUUUUUGUUUAUUGGGAAUUUAAAUGUAUUGGUAGACUUAAUUUUGACGUAUAAUAAUUUAAGUUUUUUUUUGUGAUAAGGUAAAUAUGUACUAAAUUAUGUAAGGGUUAAAAUGGUAUAUUAAAAUUGUGAUCAGUAUUUAAAAAUACGCCAUCAAAAUCUAAUUCGUUAUGUUCUUGGUCGAAUUUAUUAUUAAUGCAUUUUUUUAAACUGCCCGUUUUGAAAUAGAACCGAAUAUGUAUAUUUCGAAUAUUUUUGGUACUUUAGCCUUUUUGCUCGAACCGUAGCCCAAAGGCUUUUAAGCAUAAACACAAUACAUAGACAUAAUAGUGGAAAUAGAUAUAAGUUUUAGUUUUUUUAGCUAAUUUCUAGAUUACUGAAGUGUUUAUUCUAUUAUCUUAUUAAAACUACGUAUUUUAGCGCACAAUGUUAUUAUAUACACGGAACCUUAUAUUAUUAUUUUAUGUAGUAUAAUUAAUUAUUAUUUUACCUUUAUAUCGCGUGUUUUAUAUUGAAAAACUACUUUCCAAUAAAAUGUCUCAAUUAUUAUAAUAUAUAUUUUGCUCCGUGCAAUAAUUUGCGUUUAAAAUUGUUAUAAAUGUUUAGAUUAAGACAACAGUUACCGAUGCCUUUCACAAAUGUUGAACACCAAUAGCUUUUAAAAUAGAAUCUAUUUUUCCAUUGACGAAAGAAAUAUAUUAUAGAAAUGUGCUGUUUUUUAACACGCUUUUUUGUUGUAGACACAAGUUGCGAACUAUAAGUACCUACUACUACUGAAAAUAUGUAAUAUAAUCAACCUUUUUGGUUCUUAUCCUGACUUUACACGUUUUUUCGUAAGAAUUACGUAACUUCCGUAAGUUGUUAGAAGUUCUAAGGCUGGAAACAGUGCUCGGCUGACGGUCAGUGCUGACCGUACGUCUCGACCGAAUCACAUACCAAAUCAGUGUAGCUGUGUGCGCGUUCAUAGACUUGCACAGACAUUGCUACGUCGACCACUGUUUCCAGCCUUAGAAAGAAGUUCAUGUGUAAAGGCGACCCUAUGCAGCUUUUCUGUCAUAAUAAAAAUAUAGUUUGCCGUAGUCCCUCGCAAACCUGUAGGUAAUAUUUUACAGACUGAUACACAAUAUUAGAAAAGACUCGCAUCGAUAUGUAUCAUGUAGAAACUGAUAGAAUUUACAUUGCAUUAAAGAUUAGAUACAUCCAACUAUUAUCAUCUUACACCAUCUGUUUCCGCAUUUAAUUAUUGAGAAAAAGUAUUCGUUUCAAAUAUUUAUUAUUAUAAAAUACUAAGGCCAUGUCCGCACAGGCAGGCUUGCUUUAGUAAAACGAACGUUCUAAAACAGACCGACCGAACAUAGUGCUUGGCACCUAUCUAUCUGGUCGCUUGGCGUGCAUCCAUGUAAAUGAAAUUGUUGGUUUUUUUUUUCAGCGAAAAGACUCCCUAAAAUCUAGGCACUAAGCAAGCUUCCUGCCUAUGCAGACAUGGCCUUAUUCUUCUCAGUAAAUCUUUCAUAAGCAUCUUAAAAAUAUAUCAAUAAAUUAGCAGCAAUAAAAAGUAACUAAAGUAUAAAUACGUUUAUGAUAUGAUGAUAUAAAAGUAUGUAAUAGUAUAUAGUAUAAUAGGUACCAAAUAUUGAGUAAAACUAGAAACAGACGGUGUGGCCAAUUCCAAUGUUUUAAUGUGAUAUAAUAAAAACGUAGUGGAAAACGUAAAAAAAAAACGUAAAAUUGUAUGUAAUAUUGGACUUAACGCGGAUUUUUAAAGAUUUGUAAUUCGACAAUUGAUGUUUAAAAAAAAAUGUUUACCUAUUCUGAACUUUGACAGGACGUAGCUGACCAGUGGUGCCAACUAGUGGCCACUUUGUUAAGCUGCAAGAAAUACGCGUUUAGUCCAAAAUAUCUUAGUAAUAAAAUUAACACCUAGUAAAAUGUUAUAAAUUGUAUUGUUUUGACUUAAUUUCGUUUGUGAUUUAUUAUUGACUGAAAGUUUUUUUAAUUGUUUUUGAAUUCAUAAAGUGACUAACAUCAAGGGAAAAGUGAUCAGAUGUUUUAAUAAUUGUCACUAUAACAAAAUAUUUUACUGUUUUUUUAUUUAAUACCUGGUCAUUUUUUAAUGACAGGAAUGAAAUCCAUUUUCUUAUACAAGGCAGAUGCAACAUUUAGUUUUUAAACCUAAAGGUACAAUAUUAUUUACCUUAUUGAUUCUGUUGUUCCUAUGCACAACCGCUAAUGUAAGCACAUAGAGCUUCAGCAUUUUACGUAGCAUUUAUAUACAAUGAUUUAUAUGUAUGUCCCAAUCUAUAUACCUUUUUGUCUUGUACUUGAUAUUUUAAUGAAACUAAAAUUGUUUUGUGUAAAACAGCCUCCUCUCUGAAUACUUCAAGUAUUCCAUUUUUAAAUAUUGGCGCGAAAUUAUGCGUCAUUUAUUGCAUUUUUGAAAUCAGGUGACAAUUUUAAUUCAUUACCAAGUCUGUAUGACUUAUUAAUGGUUUUAAUUUGAAAAUAUUUGUUAAUUUGUCUAGUGCCUUUCGUGCACCCGAGCUGCGCUAACCUAUUCGGUAUAUACCUUCCUACAUUACAUAUUUUUUGGCUGUUUUAUACAUAACAAAAUACAUGUUAUCUACAAUUACGUAUUCUGCACAAAAAUGUAUCUGUAUAAUGUUUAUUGCUAUCGUAUUGUAUAAUUUCCAACAAUGUAUAAUUGAAACCAUUUAUGUAUAUUUUAAUGGAAUAAAGUGUUUGCAAACUUGA
Helicoverpa armigera (cotton bollworm) is the source of this 5434-nucleotide messenger RNA. It is a transcript of the gene Uck, whose product is annotated as Uridine-cytidine kinase. The transcript has 6 exons. Gene Ontology annotation, molecular function: ATP binding; ribosylnicotinamide kinase activity. The coding region runs from base 46 to 945 and encodes 299 amino acids. Gene Ontology annotation, cellular component: cytoplasm. Lineage: Eukaryota; Metazoa; Arthropoda; Insecta; Lepidoptera; Noctuidae. The record is from RefSeq and is a predicted model, not a curated record.